CACUGAAGCGUCGGUUUAUUUGCACUGCUGAUCAAUAAAAGAAGAAAUAACCCUUUUGUCCGCUUUCACGCCGUAAUCCCACGGAGCGCGUAACAUUGCGGAGCACGGUGCGUCACGCGCCCGUGACUACAGCUCCCGACAUCCCGCACGCGCUCAGCCGCCCCCCCCUCAGGCGCGUUCAUGUGUAUGCACGAGGCGUUUCUGCGGCGAGCCGCUGGAUGUCGGUGUGUUCUGAGGAGGAGGAGGAGGAGAGGAGAGCAGCAGCAGCAAGAGGAGGAGGAGGAGGAGGAGGAGGAGGUGUCUCCGCGCUCCGCCGCUCCAGCAUCCCGAUGGAGCAUCCCGAGCACGCGCCGAUGUGUUUCACUCCGGUCCUCUAACGACACACACGGUUGCCCGUUUUUGCGCGCGUGUGUGUGUGCGCGCGCGUGUCUUUUCGGGAGGCUCUUCUGCUGCGAGCCGUGUGACGCUACGAUGUCGGCGCGAUGUGGGAUUUUGUUGCUGUGCGUCUGCGGGGCGAUUUGCGCCCCUCCGUCCGGCAUCCUCGUCCCCGGAGGAGCAGGAGAUGCCGGGGGCCUCCCCGGGGCCGAGAGCACCGUCCCCCUCCGGCUCAUCUACUCCAUGCACCGGGACGGCCAGAUCGCGCACGACGUGCUGGACACCAGGAUCGCGGCGCGCUCCCACCCUGGGCAGGUGACACACGUGGCCCAGGCGAGCUUCCAGGUGGACGCCUUCGGCAGGAGCUUCGUCCUCGACGUGGAGCUCAACCAUGAUCUGCUGUCCUCAAAGUACAUCGAGAGGCAUAUUGGGGAGGAUGGAAAAUCAGUCGUUUCCAAGGGCGGCGAGCACUGCUACUACCAGGGCAAAGUGAGAGAGAUUCCCGAAUCGUACGUGGCCCUGUCCACCUGCCACGGACUGCACGGGAUGUUCUUCGACGGAAACCACACGUACAUGAUCGAGCCAGGAGGAAGCGACGGCGCCAGUGGAGAUGUCCAGGUUCACAUGAUUUAUAGGUCGACAGGCCUCGAAGCUCCACCUGACAGCGUUCGUCCAGUUUCUGUUCCCAAAAUCCCUCCAACACCUGGUCCCAGCGCUGUGCUUCGCAGGAAGAAAAGACAGGUGUCCACAACUCCACGCAGCGUUGAGGAUGAAACAAAAUACAUUGAGUUAAUGAUCAUCAACGACCAUCUGAUGUACAAGAAACAUCGCCUCUCUCUUGGUCAGACGAACAAUUAUGCAAAAUCUGUCGUGAACAUGGCUGAUAUUAUAUUCAAAGAGCAGCUGAAGACACGCAUCGUCUUGGUGGCGAUGGAGACGUGGUCUGCUGACAACCGCAUCAACAUCAACGAUGACCCGCUGGUCACACUGCGGGAAUUCAUGAAGUACAGGCGGGACUUCAUCAAGGAGAAGUGCGACUCUGUGCACCUGUUCUCAGGGAGCCGCUUCCACAGCAGUCGGGGAGGAGCCUCUUACAUGGGAGGAGUGUGUUCAGUGAGCAAAGGGGGCGGAGUCAAUGAGUAUGGGAAAACCGAUGAGAUGUCGAUCACAUUGGCACAGUCUCUAGGACAGAACAUCGGCAUUUUCUCAGACAAGAAAAGGAUCAUGAAUGGGGAGUGCAAGUGCGAUGACAAGUGGUCUGGGUGCAUCAUGGACGACGUUGGCUUCUACCUCCCUAAGAGGUUUUCUGACUGUAACGUGGAGGAAUACCACAACUUCCUCAACAGCGGAGGCGGAGCCUGUCUCUUCAACAAGCCCUCAAAGCUGCUAGAUCCCCCCGAGUGCGGCAAUGGGUUUGUGGAGCCGGGCGAGGAGUGUGACUGCGGCAGCCCCACGGAGUGUCAGAAGGAGGGGGAAAACUGCUGUAAGAAGUGUACUCUCACCCAGGGUUCGAAAUGCAGCGAUGGACUCUGUUGUAAAAACUGCCAGCUCGAGUUCAUGGGGGUCAUUUGCAGAGAUGCUGUGAAUGACUGCGAUAUCCCUGAGAACUGCACUGGGAACUCCAGCCAGUGUCCACCUAAUGUCCACAAAAUGGACGGGUAUACCUGUGAGAAAGACCAGGGUCGUUGCUUCAAUGGAAAAUGCAAAACAAAAGACAGACAGUGCAAAUACAUCUGGGGAGAAAAAGCUACAUCGGCUGACAAGUUCUGCUAUGAGAAGCUGAAUAUUGAGGGGACGGAGAAAGGGAAUUGUGGGAAGGACAGGGACACCUGGAUUCAGUGCAACAAACAGGAUGUGCAGUGUGGGUAUCUCCUGUGCUCCAACAUUGCUCCCACCCCGAGGCUGGGGGAGCUGCAGGGCGGAUUGACCUCCUUCUCGGUGGCCCAACACAGUGCCUCUCUGGACUGCAGUGGGGGUCACGUGAUCAUUGACGGAGACACGGAUCUGGGCUACGUGGAGGACGGGACGGCCUGCGGGACUGACAGUAUCUGCUUCAACCACCGCUGCCUCCCGGUACAGGAAUUCAACUUCAGCACCUGCCCUGGCACCACCGACAGGAAGAUCUGCUCUGGCCACGGGGUUUGCAGCAAUGAGCUCAAGUGUGUGUGCCAGCUGGGCUGGACCGGGGAUGACUGCAACACCACCUCGCCUCUCAGCUACUUGGUUGUUGGACCAACAGCCUCGGCUUCCGGCGUCAUCAGCACCAACAUCAUCAUAGGCGCCAUCACAGGCACCAUUCUUGUACUGGCACUCAUUCUGGGCAUCACCGCCUGGGGCUACAAGAACUACCGGCAGCGGAGGCCGGUGCCCCCCGGCGACUAUGUCAAAAAGCCCGGGGACGCGGACUCCUUCUAUAGCGACAUGCCCCCCGGCGUGAGCUCCAACUCGGCCAGUAGCUCGAAGAAGAGGUCUGCCUACCUGUCCCACUUACAGAUCUAUACGUGCUCCAUCACUCCAUCCAUCCCCUCCAUUAGUCAGAACAUCUCAUUGUUUGGCUUCAGGUCCAACGGGCUGUCACACUCGUGGAGCGAGCGGAUUCCGGACGCCAAGCACAUUUCGGAUAUCUGCGAGAACGGGCGGCCCAGGAGCAAUUCCUGGCAAGGAAACAUGGGAGGCAACCGCAAGAAGGUGAAAGGGAAGAAGUUCCGGCCACGAUCCAACUCCACAGAGUAUUUAAGUCCUUGGUUCAAAACAGAAUAUUAUGUAACUAAAUGGGUAGAAGAUGUGAAUAAAAACACUGAAGGACCAUACCUUAGAACGCUAUCCCCAGCCAAGUCACCCACCUCAUCCACCGGUUCCAUCGCCUCUAGUAGGAGGUACCCAUACCCGAUGCCCCCUCUCCCGGACGAAGAGCGGAAGACCAACCGGCAAAGUGCAAGGCUUUGGGAAACAUCAAUAUAAGACUCCUCUUCUUUGCUCAGCCAGACUACUUAACGAACUACAUUUUCGUCCGCUUUUCUAUGAAUGACAAACAAAACGAAAGGAGAAAAGGAGGCUGAAGAGGAUGUGCGUGCAGAGAGGUGCCGGACCGAGCCGCACCGAAGGUCACACCUCCAGCAUCCGAAGGCACCGCUCCGCCGCGCGGAAUCGGGGCGGCUGCUCACCUAGACGAUAAGCAAAAAUACACAGAGGGGAAUCCUGUAGGUGAUUAAGAGUCGCUUCCCGUGAUCCCCCUCACCCAAACCCCCUCACCACCACUAUCACCAUCACCAUCACCAUGAGAAGUACAUUGACGGCGCGCCCCUCCCCCUCCCCCUCCC
Messenger RNA from Scleropages formosus (Asian bonytongue), 3695 nucleotides. It is a transcript of the gene adam22, whose product is annotated as ADAM metallopeptidase domain 22. Bases 181 to 3336 code for a protein of 1051 amino acids. Gene Ontology annotation, molecular function: metalloendopeptidase activity. Gene Ontology annotation, biological process: proteolysis. Gene Ontology annotation, cellular component: postsynaptic density membrane. NCBI's taxonomy places the organism in Eukaryota, Metazoa, Chordata, Actinopteri, Osteoglossiformes, Osteoglossidae. The transcript is spliced from 32 exons. The record is from RefSeq and is a predicted model, not a curated record.